UGAAGCAAGAAAAUGUGUAGAACUGUUCAGUGGUGCAAGUAUGGUAACCUCUAAUGACACACUUCCAGUUUGUUUUGGUUAUCGGGCAUCCUUUCUUCUCCUGGAAGUCUGUGUCUCUGGGUCACCUGCCUCUGUGGCAAGCUACCUCACCAGCUGCUUCAAGGCUCCCUCCCCCAGACACUUAAUAGCAUGAGGCUGGCUCCUCGUGCCCAGAUGACCGGCUCCUUCCCAACAAACAAGAGGUGUGAGGUUGACUCCCAACACCUAGACCUCAGGCUUCUUCCCAGCCAGGCUCAGAGUGUGAGUUUGACUCACAGCAUCCAGCCUGGCUCCCUCCUUCACACAGCUUGGAACCAGAAGCUGUUACUCCUGCUGAAGACAAUGGAGAUGGUGUCCAAUAACACAGAUAUAAGCAUAAUGCUUUCAAAACUGCUUGAAGAGUUCCUAGACAAAACAACCAGACCGAAGCCACCACCUGUGACUCCAACUGACCACAUGCAAGCAGUGUAUAUUCUGUUGCUGCUUGGAAUCUUUGGCUUCUUCACCAUAGGAGUGAUGGUUAGCUAUAUUCGCUCCAAAAAGCUUGAACAUAAAAAUGAUCCCUACAACGUGUACAUUGCCACUGAUAGUUGGCAUAAGAAGGACAAGGCCAACCUGCAUGCCAAAGUGGUAGAAAACUACAGAUUGUGUUGUGUGUUUGAAAACCCUCUUGCUGUAGAGCAACCUACCAGUCAUAUUCCUGAAGUGAAGCCUUCAUAGUCAACGGCCAGUUAAUGUGAUUGUAGUUAUGCUGGAUCUUCCACAAGCAUGAAAGGAAGCUCUUGGAAUGCAUUCACAAAAAGCAAAAUGACAUGAAAACAGCAGUCUUUCAGAAGAAUUCCUAGACACAGUGAGAACGAAUUCCAUAGGGAGGGGGUAGCUGGGUUGGUUUGUUGCAGCAAAAGAGACAUCUUGAGCCCACUUUGUCAGCAGAGAUGGACUGACUUUUUAACCUAUUGGAAAGUUCCUGGGGAUCUUGAAGGACCACUGGCAGCCAGCUAAGCCGACGUCCAGGGCUGCUGCUCGAUUAUGAUCCUGUCAGCCUUUGCAGAGCUGCUGGUGCCACAAGGCCACACAGUUCAGCUUGUUCUUGGGCUGCUUUUGGGUUCGAACACAUGCCCUGUGUCAGAUGUAGCCAUAGUGAAAAGGUAGCCAUUUUCAGCAUUUGUAAUCCACUGCAUUUUGGAUAGAAUGCUGUUCUUUCUAGCACGAGUGCCAGACUGUAUGUCUUCAGAGAUUUCUUCAGGCUAUAAUUCAUUCACCUGAGCCUCUCUCACAGGAAUUGGGGGAGAAAUAAAGCCUCCCUGUAGACAAUUUUUUUAAACAUGAAUUAAGCCUUAAUACAUUUCUUAAUAGGGCAGAGAUUAGGGUUUGAUCUCACAUAGGUCAGAUACCUAGCCUGUUGACAAUCAGAUUUGUGAGAGAAGAUGUAAGUUAGUUUAAUGUGAUACUGGUCACAUCAUUUCACCCAGAUUUUUCAUCACUCCAGACUGAUGUACUUGAAAAAUAACCAGGAAGUGCUAUGAGUUGCUGUGCAACUUUAAAGCAAGUUCUAUAAAAGAUAAAUUAAAAGGCUGACAAAUGCAGUCACCCAGGCAAAUCCUGCUAAUAAUAUGACAGGACCAAAACAAACAAAUCAGCAGGUGGCACAGUAGAGCAAAUUAAAAUAUACAGUGAAAUUGUAAUCUAUUUCCUUUCUUAUUUUCAUUAUCUCCUUUUUAAAAUAGCUUACCAUAAAACUCUGCUGAUCUUCAAAUCUUUUUUUCUGACACAUUCCUUUAAUAUCACAGCUCCUCAGUGCUAGUUGGAAAGAUACAUUCCAUUGUCUAAUUCUGGUUAUUCCACAACAUACAAAUUGUACCCAAACCAUGAAAUCUGCUAGAGACUCCUCAGACUUCUUUAGGCACUUCUUUAGACUUCUUUAGGCACAGCAGACAGGUUACUAUAGUAUACAACUGCACUUCCAGGAAGAAAAUUGGUUUCCCUUCACUUUAAUAUUUUCCACUGAAGGUAUUAGUAAUUUCCAGUUAUUAUAUAACUUCAAUGUUAUUUUAAGACUAUGAUUUAUUUAUUUUGAAAGGGAGGAUUGCAACUUUAUUCUAUUUCCUCUAUAGAGGAACUUCUAAUGGCAGGAAACGGUGGGGGAGGGAGUGUAAAAGAGCAUAAUAUGAGGGUUGCCAAAUGAUAAAAAGGCGGGGGGGGGGGGGAAACCUGCCUGAAAUGUAUGUGUGCUUUUCACUGCAGCUUACUUAGCAAAAAUCAGCCUCUGAAGCUUUUCAUGGCAGGCAGAUAAGCAUUAUUAUCUGCAGAUAUCUGUCAAUCACACUCUUGUUUAGCGUUGCCCUCCUUGGAUUUGAGACUGUGAUUGUAUUGUACAAUCGUUAUAACUGUAAUUCUCCUUUAUAGAAUACACUUUUUUUUCAAAAUUAA
This is a messenger RNA of Sphaerodactylus townsendi, 2469 nucleotides long. RefSeq names its product potassium voltage-gated channel subfamily E regulatory subunit 1 (gene KCNE1). The record is from RefSeq and is a predicted model, not a curated record. The transcript is spliced from 2 exons. Gene Ontology annotation, molecular function: voltage-gated potassium channel activity involved in ventricular cardiac muscle cell action potential repolarization; transmembrane transporter binding; delayed rectifier potassium channel activity. Gene Ontology annotation, biological process: regulation of heart rate by cardiac conduction; potassium ion export across plasma membrane; negative regulation of delayed rectifier potassium channel activity. Gene Ontology annotation, cellular component: membrane. NCBI's taxonomy places the organism in Eukaryota, Metazoa, Chordata, Lepidosauria, Squamata, Sphaerodactylidae. The coding region runs from base 190 to 759 and encodes 189 amino acids.